AUGGACAUAGCCGUCCUGCCAAACAACAAUCAUCCAGAGAAAUUCCUGCAGCUGGAUGUGGGAAUGCUGCCGGCUACUCAUGGAAUGUUCCAGAUCGGUGCUGCGUUGUCUAGACAAAGACAGUGGCAGAACAAGAUGUACUCGCAGGGAAGGGAGAGAGAAACUGAAGGAAAGCCAUCAGCAGACAGUCAUGUGUUUGAAGACAGAGAGCUGGAGAAACACAUCACUCCUCAAACCCUGAAACCAAAGAUCAAGCAGAACCCUCUCUUUUCUCACAUCAACCUCAUCGAUCUAGAGGAGAACAAAUCCAAGCCAUCUUGGACCAUCCAGGACUAUGACAGACAUACGGCACACGGUCAGCUGGCUGACUACAUGAAGGAAGACCCAAGAGAGCUGAGCUUCUGGCUGGAAGAUCUCUACACCCCUGGCUAUGAUUCACUGCUCAAGAAGAAAUCAGCUGAAAUGAAGAGAAACAAAAUUUGUAAAACACUUGCAGUCAUCAUUCUGUUAGUUUGUGUGGUUGUGAUUAUUAUUACAGUGCCAAUAGUGGUAACACAAUCACGAGACUGAUGGAGCUAAAACUGCUUCUAUUACAACAACAAUCUGAAGCACUUCACAUCAUUUGUCCUAUCAAUAUGAUGACUGGUAUGUUGUUUAAAUUGCAUUUCAUCUGUUGUUAAAUCAAUUUAAACCACAAGGCUUGUGGUGCACUAAUACCUAAGGGAUAUCCGCAUUGUUCUGUUUCUUUAUUACAAACAUACCUUAGGUUUGGUUUAGUUUUUUUUUUUUACACAGCCAGCUGGAUUAACAACCAGGGUCAUGAUGAUAAAUGCAUUAGAAAAUGCAUUUAUUUAAAUGUAAUUUAAUUUAAAAUUGGUUUACUUUCUGGAAUCUCUGCACAUUGGCCCAUAUCAAGACAAUGCACUGUUAUUAAGAGAAGUGGAGUGUGUACAUUUAAAAUUAUUCUGACAUGAGGGGAAUGAGAAUUUAUACGUCAGUUUUUUUGACGAUAAAGAUUUCCACUCCUCUGGAAGUCUCCUCAAUUCUCCUUGGAAAAAGCUGACAAGUUAUUUGUGAUUUGUGACAGUUUUUCACAUUAGUAGGCCCAAACAUAGAAAUGUGUUGGUUAAACUACAACCAACACAUUUCUAUGUUUGAGCCUACUAAUGUGAAAAACUGUUUUAUCCUUAAAGAUAUUUUUUUUUAUUGCUGAAAUAAACCCAAAAGUCAUCUCUUGA
Puntigrus tetrazona (Sumatra barb) is the source of this 1238-nucleotide messenger RNA. RefSeq names its product major intrinsically disordered NOTCH2-binding receptor 1-like. The transcript has 3 exons. Bases 1 to 570 code for a protein of 189 amino acids. The record is from RefSeq and is a predicted model, not a curated record. NCBI's taxonomy places the organism in Eukaryota, Metazoa, Chordata, Actinopteri, Cypriniformes, Cyprinidae.